Molecule: messenger RNA, 4176 nt
Organism: Condylura cristata (star-nosed mole)
Lineage: Eukaryota; Metazoa; Chordata; Mammalia; Eulipotyphla; Talpidae
Gene: ZNF570
Product: zinc finger protein 570
Exons: 4
Coding region: 277-1881 (534 amino acids)
Biological process (GO): regulation of transcription by RNA polymerase II
Cellular component (GO): PcG protein complex; transcription regulator complex
Molecular function (GO): DNA-binding transcription factor activity, RNA polymerase II-specific; RNA polymerase II cis-regulatory region sequence-specific DNA binding
Source: RefSeq, a predicted model, not a curated record
UCGUUAUUUGCAAAAUCACAGAAAUCUGUUUUGGAAAUUACACACUCGGAAAUGAUUUAGGUACUGGGUAACUUGCAUGCAAACACAUACCUGUGUCUCCAUUACCUUCAUCUCCAUUGGAGAGGACACUCCUCUCCUAACCUGAGAGAGAAGUCAGCUAGUCUAGGUUGAUGAUUCUGGAUGCUGCAGGGCAAGUCUAGGGGCUCAUGCUCUCUCCCUACUUUCUCAUCUAAGCACGCUGCUCUUUCCUAGAAGAAUAGCCCAGAGGAGGAAGGGAUGGCUGUGGGACUUCUGAAAGCUGUGUAUCAGGAGCUGGUUACGUUCAGAGAUGUGGCUGUUGACUUUUCCCAGGAAGAGUGGGAUUGUCUCAGUUCUUCUCAGAGGCACCUGUAUAGUAAUGUGAUGUUAGAGAACUACAGGAUCUUGGUGUCACUGGGACUUUGCUUUUCUAAGCCAAGUGUGAUAUUACUGUUGGAACAAGGGAAAGAGCCCUGGCUGAAGAGAGAACUGACAAAAGGCUUGUACUCAGACUGGGAAUCUAUAUAUGAGACUGAAAAAUCAACUCCAAAGGAGGACAAUGAUGAAGAACAUUCAUCUGAGAAGAUAAUGGCAAAAUGUACAAACUAUGGCCUUGAGUACUCUAGUUUAAGAGAAUGGAAAUGUGACGGCCAUUUUGAUGGGCAACCAGGGAGUCAAAAGGCAUGUUUUAAGGAAGAGACAAUCACUUAUGAAGAGGCUCUUGUUGAUGAGCGAGUACAAGAAUAUAAUAACUCUUGGGGAAAUUUCCUUCCAAACACACUGCUUCAUGUGCAACAGAUAGUCCCCAAAGAGGAGAAAAUGCAUAAACACGACACACAUAAGAACUUAAAAAAAAAUUUAAUGUCCAUUAGGCCGAAGAGUAUAUAUGCAGAGAAGAAACUUUUGAAAUGUAAUGACUGUGAAAAGGUCUUCAGCCAGAGCUCCUCUCUUACUCUCCAUCAAAGAAUUCAUACUGGAGAGAAGCCUUACAAAUGUGUAGAAUGUGGGAAAGCCUUCAGCCAGAGAUCGAAUCUUGUUCAGCAUCAGAGGAUUCAUACUGGAGAGAAACCCUAUGAAUGUAAGGAAUGUAGGAAAGCCUUCAGUCAGAAUGCACACCUAGUGCAACAUCUGAGAGUUCAUACUGGAGAGAAGCCUUAUGAAUGCAAGGUGUGUAGGAAAGCCUUCAGUCAGUUUGCCUACCUGGCUCAACAUCAGAGAGUACAUACAGGAGAGAAACCUUAUGAGUGCAUUGAAUGUGGGAAGGCUUUUAGUAAUAGAUCCUCCAUUGCUCAACACCAGAGAGUUCAUACUGGAGAGAAACCUUAUGAAUGUAAUGUCUGUGGGAAAGCAUUUAGCCUUCGUGCUUACCUUACUGUACAUCAGAGGAUACAUACUGGAGAGAGACCUUAUGAAUGUAAGGAGUGUGGGAAGGCCUUUAGCCAGAAUUCACACCUUGCUCAACAUCAAAGAAUUCAUACUGGAGAGAAACCUUAUAAAUGCCAGGAAUGUAGGAAAGCCUUCAGUCAGAUUGCCUACUUGGCUCAACAUCAAAGAGUUCAUACUGGAGAGAAACCUUAUGAAUGUAUUAAGUGUGGGAAGGCUUUUAGCAAUGACUCAUCCCUUACUCAACACCAGAGAGUUCAUACUGGAGAGAAACCUUAUGAAUGUAAUGUUUGUGGAAAAGCUUUUAGUUACUGUGGAUCCCUUGCUCAGCACCAGAGAAUUCAUACAGGGGAGAGACCUUAUGAAUGUAAGGAGUGCAAGAAAACCUUCAGGCAGCAUGCCCACCUUGCUCAUCACCAGAGAAUCCAUAUUGGGGAGUCCCUGUCACCACUCAAUCCAGUCAGUCACCAAGUCCUAUAGACAGACCCUCUCAUAAAUAUUUUUGAAAUUUAUACUUUUCUCCAUCUCUAAUGUUCUAACCCAGUCUUAAAAUUUACCUGGAUCACUGCUGUAACUUUCUAACAGGUCUUCCUGUUCCAACUUUUGGUCUUAAAUUCAUUUUCCACUAUGUACCCACACUGAUCUUUUUGAAAUAUAAGAAUACACUUAUUGCUGCCUCCAGUUAAAAUUCUUUCUGACUUCUUGUUGUUAAGCUAAUAUUCAGUCUUUAAACUUGUCUAUGAGGCAUUUCAUUACCUGGUUCUAAUAUACUUUUCAGCCUUAUUUUAUUCCAGUCUCCCUCUCUGGUCACUAAGCAGUCGUAGGACUCAGCUUAGAUUCUUGAAAAUCAUUGCUGUAAUGCUGGAGUGGCAUUAUGGUAGCAUUGUGUGGCUUUGAGUCAUUUGUUUGAGUCAUUAAGCCUCAGGAUUUUCUUUAUUUCUUGAAAUAGAGGAUAAUAAAGGAUAUUGUAGAAAUGUGAGUAUUAAAUGAAAGUGUCUGUUGUAGAUUGAUGGAAUUUAAAAAGAAAUUUGCAUGUAAGAACUUCACAUAGCGCAUCAAAUAUAGCAGAUAUCCAGUAAUUAACAUGCAUUGAGUAUGGACUAUUCACCUGGCACUAUUAUACAUAUUCAAUAUAUAUAACAUAUAUAUGUAUACUAAUUCAUUUACUUCUCACAACUGUAACAAGAUUCCUUAAAGGGCAAAUAGACUAUCCCUGGGAAGCAUCAGGUCAGUAUUGGGAAAACCUAAAAGUUUUAGAAAAUGUAAGCGGGAAUCUUUGUACUCUAGGUGAGUAGUCAGUACUUACACAAGCAGUAUAACCAUAACAAUCUUUCUAUAAGCUUCUAAAGAAAUGUCUAAACAGAGGAUUUGGAUAAACCAAUUAAGUCAAUGAAAAUGAGGCUUAACCAAGAAGAAUCCUUUCUUUGCAUUAAGAUCAAGAAUAGAGAGGACCACAAUUAACUCCAAAAAAAUAACAAAUGUAGAAAUUUAUACUGACUCAUUAAAAAAGCAACAAAUCCAGAUAUAGGUAGAUCUGGGAAAUUUUAAAAGUAUUUAUACUUUUCUAUACCAUUCACAAAGUGUAAAGGCUAUAAACGUGGCGUCCAUUGUUGGUAAUGUGAAAUUAAAAGAGAAUUGAGGAAGAAAGGAAAAUAGAUAAGCUUUCAUUCAGUGACUGCUGAGUAGCCAUUAUUUGCCAGACACUAUUUUAAGCAUGAGGAGGCUCUAAUGAUCAUGUUCUGAUGGAGUUACUUUUUAAAGGCUGUAACAGUAAAUAUAAGGCAGUAGUUUUCUAGAUACAGAAAACUGAACAAUAAUAAAAUUGAGUAUGACAUAAUCUAGGCUGGAGAGAUUCAAGAUGAUAACAUCGAUUAUUCCUAAUUCACAAUGUACUGGAAUUCCAACCAACAUUCUUCAGUGGACCUUAUGCCCACUCAUUUCACAGCUUUAUUCGGAAAUUCAGCUAUGAGAUGUGAAUACUCAAGAAGAGCAACAAAAUAAAUGAAUGUAGUCUAUGUGUAGAAAUUUUGCACAUUAUAAAGAUGGUCCAGAACAGUAGAGAAUGAAUGGAUUUGGAGUUAUUAGAAUAGUUGAAUAUACAUCAUCAACAGUAAGGAAAAUGCAGAUAAAACCACAGUCAGGUAUUGUGAUGACAAAACCAUCACAGUGCCAGUUAUUAAAAAGAUGGGAAGCAGUAGGGAUGUUCAUACAGUUCUAGCAGAAGUAGUUGUUUUUAGAAUAAUUUGGCAAUAUCUAGCGAAGUUGAAAGUGUAGACACGCUUUAACCCAACAGUUCCACAUUGAAAGCCAUAGUUUCGUGUGUUCAGGGUUGUUUUUGAGAAGAGAAAGUUUAAAGUGCUCAAAAUAACCACUAGAGUGUAUAUGUUAAGUCCCAAGUUAAAAUGAAUGAACUAGAAAAUUUCUACCAACAUGGAUAAGUGUUGAAAACUAUUACUGAAAUAGUACUAGUGAGUAUGAGUAUUUUAUGAGGUGGUACCACUUAUUUAUAUAAGUUUGAAAAUAUGCAAAUCAGUGCUGUGUAUAUCUUCCAUGGUUACAUAUAUAGAAAUAGUGUAAUGAUAUUCAUGGACAUAAUCUCCAAAUUCCAAACAGCGGUGACCUCUGAGGAGGGAGAAAAUUACCAAGGAAAGGACAUGAAGGGAGAUAUCUUUUAAUAAUUUAUUUAUUUGAAAUUUUGAGCAAAUAUGGACAAUUCUUACACUUGAUAAAGCUGGUUGUGGGUUUAUAAGUAAACUAGUCUGUAUCUUUCGGUGU